AUGGUUUUCGAUACUUCUUCACCACCGACUAGUUCAUCUUCAACGGACCGAGUCGUUUCACUCCAUCGUAUGUAUGAUUCAGCACAUUCGUCAAGCAUCGAACUUCAAUUGUCCGAUGAACGAGAUUUGUCUCAAAUCGAAGCAGCCGCUAGACAACAGCAUCAACCGUCGAAAUGGAAAAUGAUGUCCAAACGUCGACAGAGCUGUGCAAACGAUAUGUAUGCAACAGCCAGUCGAUAUCAUCGAUUGAAACCAUUACCAACUAUUAAUCAAUUAACACCAUCCGAAGAACUUUUACCUUCAUCUUCAUCUUACUUUACAACUUAUGAUAAGUUUUCCAAUAAUCAAUUUUCUCAUGAUAAUAUGAAGUACUUUUCCCACCAAUCCGCUCUAAUAACAACACGUCGCUCAACAACUGAUUGUAAUGAUCUGAACAAUUUCAACCGACGACCAUUAGAACCGAAGAACAAUACACUAUUAACAAUUGUCGAUGAAGAAUCACGAGAUUCACUGUGGCCAUCUGCAGAUGAUCAUCAUUUACUGUUGCCGACAUCAAGAUCUUCCCAUACGGCUAACUCAUCAGCAGCAUCGUUAGCAAUGUUUUACUCCGAUCCAUCCAUGACUCCAUGUUCAUCAAUAUCGUCUUUCAACUCACAUUCGAACAGUACCGAUCUUCGUACAUCAUCAUCAUCAUCUUCCUCUUCACAAUAUUCAUCCUCGCUUACAUUUUAUCACAAUAUGCCUGAGACUCCCAAAACUCUUUCGUCGUCGUCAUCACUAUCGUUAUCAUCGGGCUACGAAUCAAAUGUUCCAACAUCAGCUUCGUCACUCAAUUCAGUAUCCGAUCAGCUAUUUCUUUCAUCACCUGAUUCAAUCAUGAUGCCUCCGCCGCCAGUUCCAUCUCCUAAGCUUCCAUUAAAUUCAGAUCACAAUCUUGUUGAACAAUUCAUCGAUUUACAUCUUCAAAAACAAACAUCAUUCGACCAAGAGGUUGCCUAUUCUCCUCCAUCUUCGUUCAGCUCAUCAUCAAGUUCAUUCCUAUCUCAAGCACCCAUAUCAGCACUAACUUCACCCGUUCGCUGUCGAAAAUGUGAUAAUCACGAUGAUAAAAAUCAAUUAUCAAGUGAUACUGAAGAUGAUUCUCAAUCAACCACUAUCACGCCAAACCUCGUUCCAUCACAGCAGCAACAAAAACAGCAUCAAAACAAACGCCCAAGAAGUUUACCGAUCGCCAUCCAACAACCCAAAGGCGUGUCCGUUGAUCCGACCGCUUUGACUAAUGAUGACGAGGAUGAGGACGAUGAUGAUUCAGAUAGUAGUUUACAAAAUUCACUCUCUUGCCAUUGUCCAGUGAUUUCUUCACGAAAGAAACGUUUUCGCACAUGUGAAUUCAAUCAUCAACCUAUAUUGAAUGCAGCAACAUCGGCGAAUGGCCUUUUUUCCGAUAAUACUCUUAUGUCAACAGCGACCGAUAAACUACACAUUGCUUUAAACGAUCCUGAUGAACAAAAAUCCAAUGAUCAAACACCAAUCAAACAACAGAAAAAUUCUCUGGAGCAUUUCAUUAUGAGUCCAACUGAUAAAGUCAAGGUACAAAUGAAAUACCCACCACUGAAUAAUAAUAAAGAAAGUGAUACAAUAAGUAAUGAAUUGAAGAUAUCUCAGCCUGAAGAUAUUGAUUUUAAACGAUCAAAACAAAAAGCAAUUCGUGUACUCUAUCAGAAUCGACUGAAUCUAAACAGUAUUCAAUCUCCGGUGCCACGUCAAAAUUUGAAUAAAUUUCCGUCGCGAACAGCAGCAAAUCAUUGUGAUUCUCCUUUGGCUAAUAGAACUGUGAAUCCACGUAUAAUCCGAAGUGUGUUGUCCUGUAGUGUCUUCGAAGCGGAUGAUGAACAUGAAGUAGUAUCGUCGACGCCUAUUGCUAAACAAGCCGGUGUAAAUGGAACACGUGAAAAGUCACAUAUGGAAUCAUUUAAUCAUUUGCGUAGUAAUUUCACUGAAUCGUUACUACAUGGAAAAAUUCUUCCUUGUGGUAUACUCGAUGGUUUUACAGUUAAAUUAGGUGCAAGUGGCCUUUUUAUGCCUAAACAAGUUGUUUUACCUGUGACGACAUUUUGGUUCAACGUGUCCGAACACCAAGCCGCAUCGCCCUAUCUCGGUUUUAUUAAUUUACAAUGUUUGCCUAAGCGCGGGUAUCAUACGCCAACAAAGGGGACAAUUACAUUAGCUCUAUUGAAUCCGAAUGGUACCGCUGUUCAUUUGUUUUUAAUCCUAUAUGAUUUGAGUGAUAUGCCACCUGAUCAUCGAACGUUCAUUCGUCAACGAAUUGUUCUCAUGCCCGAAAACACCGGCGAUGAUACGAAAGCGGAUCAAACGUCAUCUUCAUCUUCGUCAUCAUCAAAAGGAAGUUUGCGAUAUUUAGCUCAUAUUCGAUUUGUUACAUCACAGACGGGUAAACUUUAUAUGCAUUCCGAUAUUCGAUUGAUUUUUGCACGUAAUAAACUUGAUUAUGAUGAUCGAACGGCUGGUGGUAAAGCACAAUUAGUGACAUUGACAGAUAUCCCAACACCGAAAUAUUGGUCACGAAAAUAG
This is a messenger RNA of Adineta ricciae, 2592 nucleotides long. The record is from the annotation of a GenBank genome assembly. Lineage: Eukaryota; Metazoa; Rotifera; Eurotatoria; Adinetida; Adinetidae.